This is a messenger RNA of Blumeria graminis f. sp. triticale, 1068 nucleotides long. NCBI's taxonomy places the organism in Eukaryota, Fungi, Ascomycota, Leotiomycetes, Helotiales, Erysiphaceae. The record is from the annotation of a GenBank genome assembly.
AUGGGAGCUUGUAUGAGCUCAAAUGCCGAUGAGUUGGAGCAAAAGAAGAGGAGCCAAAUGAUCGAUCGAAGUUUAGAGGUUGACUCGAAGCGGUUACGACGAGAAUGCAAGAUCCUACUGUUGGGGUCAGGUGAAAGUGGAAAGUCCACCAUUGUAAAGCAGAUGAAGAUUAUUCACCAAAAUGGAUACACAGUUGACGAGCUGGCCCUUUAUCGCAUGACUGUCUACAAAAAUUUAAUCGAUUGUGCCAAAGCAUUAAUUGGAGCCAUGCGCCAAUUUAAUAUAGAACCCAAAAACCCUACAAAUAUUGAAUUUAGCGACUACUUGAUGGAUUAUCAGGUAGACCCGGAUCCUCAUACAUCUCUUAGCCUUAAAGUGGGUAUCGCAGUAAUGUCAUUAUGGGCAGAUCCAAACAUAGAGACAUUGAUGGAGAGGCAGAGUGAAUUUUAUUUGAUGGAUUCUGCACCAUAUUUCUUCGAAGAAGCAAAAAGGAUAACAGGGCCCGACUACAUACCAAAUGAAGCCGAUGUAUUGCGAGCAAGGACCAAGACUACGGGAAUAUACGAGACGAGGUUCACGAUGGGAUCUUUGAGCAUACAUAUGUUUGAUGUGGGUGGCCAGCGAAGUGAACGGAAAAAAUGGAUCCAUUGUUUCGAAAACGUCACAUCAAUUAUCUUUUGUGUAGCGUUAAGCGAAUAUGAUCAAGUGCUGCUAGAAGAAAGUAAUCAGAAUCGAAUGAUGGAAAGUUUGGUUCUCUUCGACUCUGUCGUCAACUCGAGAUGGUUUAUGCGGACUAGCAUAAUUCUAUUCCUGAAUAAAGUUGAUUUAUUUCGAGCAAAACUGGCACGCUCGCCCCUGAGUAAUUAUUUCCCCGACUACUCGGGUGGGAAUGAAAUCAACCGCGCAUCAAAAUACCUCCUCUGGCGCUUCAACCAGGUUAAUAGAGCUCAUCUUAACUUGUAUCCCCACCUCACACAAGCAACCGAUACUUCAAAUAUUCGCCUAGUUUUCGCCGCCGUUAAGGAAACAAUUCUACAAAAUGCUCUUAAGGACUCUGGUAUUCUUUAG